This is a messenger RNA of Penicillium cosmopolitanum, 3261 nucleotides long. RefSeq names its product putative DUF814 domain protein. The record is from RefSeq and is a predicted model, not a curated record. Gene Ontology annotation, biological process: ribosome-associated ubiquitin-dependent protein catabolic process; rescue of stalled cytosolic ribosome. Gene Ontology annotation, cellular component: RQC complex. The transcript is spliced from 5 exons. NCBI's taxonomy places the organism in Eukaryota, Fungi, Ascomycota, Eurotiomycetes, Eurotiales, Aspergillaceae. The coding region runs from base 1 to 3261 and encodes 1086 amino acids. Gene Ontology annotation, molecular function: tRNA binding; ribosomal large subunit binding.
AUGAAGCAGAGAUUCUCGUCCAUAGAUGUCAAGGUCAUCACCCAGGAGCUGGCCUCGGAGCUAGUCAACCUGCGAGUCUCCAACAUCUACGACCUAUCAUCCCAUCUCUUCUUCCAGCGAAUCUUCCUCUUCAAACUUGCCAAACCAGACCACCGGCGCCAACUCAUCGUCGACUCCGGCUUCCGCACCCAUGUAACGCAAUACUCCCGCACAGCCGCGACCGCCCCCUCACCAUUCGUGACACGCCUGCGCAAAUUCCUCAAAUCGCGCCGUAUCACUGGCAUCGCGCAGGUCGGCACAGAUCGAAUCAUCGACAUCUCCUUCAGCGAUGGCGCCUACCACAUGUUCCUCGAGUUCUUCGCCGGCGGCAACAUCAUCGUCACCGACCGCGAGUAUACCGUGAUCGCAUUGUUCCGAAAUGUCCCCGCCAGCGCCGGCGAGGAGGAAAUGAAACUCGGCCUCCAAUAUAACGUUACCAACAAGCAGAAUUAUGCGGGAAUUCCAGAUAUCACCCCAGAGCGGGUGAAGAGUGUGAUUGAGAAGGCGCAAGCAUCGUUCUCGCAGGAGGGCGGGGCGCCGAAAAAGUCCAAGAAGAAGGCUACGGAUAUCUUGCGGAAGGCUUUGUCUCAGGGGUUUCCUGAGUAUCCGCCACUAUUGCUGGAUCAUGCUUUUGCUGUCAAGGAGUUCGAUCCUACCACCCCGCUUGACCAGGUUCUCGGAGACGAGUCUCUCUUGAAGCGAGUGGAGGAGACCUUGCGAGAGGCCGCUUCGGUGUCGGAUAGUUUCAAUGUCGGCGAAAGUCACAAGGGAUAUAUCGUGGCGAAGAAGGACGAACGAGCCUCGAAAGAGGAGGACAGUACAUCAAAGACCCCGGGUCUUUUGUAUGAGGAUUUCCACCCUUUCAGACCACGCCAGUUUGAAGGGAAGCCCGGAGUCUCUAUUCUUGAAUUCGAGCGGUUUAAUGCCACCGUUGACGAAUAUUUCUCUUCCCUGGAGUCCCAACGCCUAGAGUCCCGACUCACGGAACGUGAAGAUGCGGCCAAGCGCAAGUUGGACUCUGUCCGAGAGGAGCAUAGAAAGCGCAUCGAUGCCUUGAAAGAUGCGCAGGAAAUCCACAUUCGCAAGGCUGCUGCUAUUCAAGACAAUGUGUACCGCGUUCAAGAGGCCAUGGACGCUGUGAAUGGUCUUGUGGCUCAGGGAAUGGAUUGGGGUGAGAUUGCCCGUCUAAUUGAGAUGGAACAAGCUCGAGGAAACCCCGUGGCGCAGAUCAUCAAGCUUCCUCUCAAGCUCUACGAGAAUACCGUCACGCUGAUCCUUGGGGAGGAGGAAGAGGAGGAGGAGGAGGAAGAGGACGCCGAGUCUACCGAUGAGUCGGAGUCGGAGUCGGACUCGGAUUCCGAGGAUGAGCGCCAAGAGCAACAAAGACGUACAGAUGCUGCUUCACGCAUGCUUAAGAUUGAUAUCGAUCUCGGUCUUACACCUUGGGCUAAUGCCUCUCAGUACUAUGACCAGAAGAAGACUGCCUCGGAGAAGCAGCAGAGAACUGUCCAGUCUUCUACCAAGGCGCUGAAGAGCCACGAGAAGAAGGUUACGGCCGAUCUCAAGAAAGGUCUCAAGCAAGAGAAACAGGUCUUGCGACAGGCUCGUGUGCCAUUUUGGUUUGAAAAAUUUGUGUUUUUUAUUUCCUCCGAGGGAUAUCUGGUUCUGGGUGCCCGUGAUGCCAUGCAAAGCGAGCAGCUCUAUCGACGCUACUUGAACAAGGGCGACAUCUUCAUCCACGCCAACCUCGAGGGUGCACUUCCCAUCGUUGUCAAGAACCGACCCGGCAAUCCCGAUGCGCCCAUUCCCCCCAGUACACUUUCUCAAGCCGGUACUAUGUGUGUCUCAACUUCGGCGGCAUGGGACUCCAAAGCUGUUAUGUCUGCCUGGUGGGUGCAUGCGAACCAAGUGACCAAGACUGCGGCAAAUGGUGGUGGAAUUCUGCCUACAGGUAGCUUUGAAGUCAAAGGCGAGAAAAAUUUCUUAGCCCCGUCGCAAUUGGUGCUUGGGUUUGCUAUACUGUUCCAGGUUAGCCAGGAGAGUGUUCGGAACCACAAGCAGCGAUUUGAGGGGGAUGCUCCUGACGAGGUCGGUAGUAUUGCGCCGGUUACACAGUCUGCUGCCGAGCAAGAUACCUCGAAGCCUGCAGAGGCCACUGAGGAAGCUGUGGAAGAAAAGUCAACCGAGGAGCCCGCAGUCGAGACCCCACAAGAAGGCAACGCAUCCGACCAAGAGGACGAUGAAGACACAAAGCCUGCCGGGAAUCCCCUGCAACGAGGUGACUCCGAGGGCCCUGUUGACAAGGGGAGCAAUCUCCUGAAAGCGAAUCCGAAGAAGAGACAAAGUCAGAGCCCGACACCGUCCAAGAAGACCAAGAACUCGAGCAACCCGGAUGCACGGAAACAAUUGACAGCGCGAGAGAGACGCGCUCUACGCCAGGGCAAGCCCGUCGAUCUACCCGGCAAGGCAGAGCCCGCACCCGCACGAAUCGCACCCACCCGAGGCAAGAAGGCCAAGGAGAAGCGAGCGGCCGCCAAAUACGCCCACCAAGACGACGAAGAGCGCGAGCUUGCCCUCCGCCUCCUGGGAUCCAACAAAGGCAAAGCAGCAAAGGCCGUCAAAGCCGCCGAAUCCAAAGAGCAGCGUGAACGUGAAGCAGAACAACAAAGAGCCCGCCGCCGCGCACAGCACGAACGAGCCGCCGAGGCAGAACGCAAGCGCCAAGCCCAAUUCGCCGAAGGCGCAGACGACUAUAAUGAGGAGACUGCCGCAGCUGAAGCUGCUGAUCUGAGUUGGUUGCCCGCACUCAUCGGCACGCCGACGCCAGAGGAUGAUCUUCUAGGUGCACUUCCGGUUUGCGCGCCCUGGGCGGCUUUGACGCGGUAUAAGUACAAGGUUAAGCUGCAGCCGGGUACGGUUAAGAAGGGGAAGGCUGUCAAGGAGAUUCAUCAUCGGUGGGUUUCUGAGACGACGACCGGCAAGGUUAAGAAGGAUCAUGCGGAGGAUGCGGGCGUUCCGCGUGCUGUGGCUGAGGAACUUCGGGCUAAGGAGGGAGAGCUUAUUAAGGGGUGGAAGGAGUCUGAAAUUAUCAAUACGAUGGUCGUUGGUAAGGUGCGCAUUAUGACACCUGGUAGUGCUGGGGGUGGUGGUGAUAAGGGGAAGGGCAAGGGUGGAGGUGGUGGUGGUGGUGCGAAGGGAGGAAAGGGUGGCAAGAAGAAAUAG